Molecule: messenger RNA, 611 nt
Organism: Limulus polyphemus (Atlantic horseshoe crab)
Lineage: Eukaryota; Metazoa; Arthropoda; Merostomata; Xiphosura; Limulidae
Product: G patch domain-containing protein 11-like
Exons: 2
Coding region: 312-611 (99 amino acids)
Cellular component (GO): kinetochore
Molecular function (GO): nucleic acid binding
Source: RefSeq, a predicted model, not a curated record
GGUAGGUGGUGUUGACUAGCUGUCUUCUCUGUAGAAUCUAGUUUAUCACUUCAUAAUUAGAAAAGGUUAGCACAAAUAAACAUGUGGUAUCUUUGCGCGAAAUUCAACUAAUAAACAAAUUCUUUCUGCUGAUGUUAUUUACCUGUCAUUCUUUCAGCCUUGGUAUUGGGUGAAAGGCAUCAUUGUUAUAUGAUAAAGCAUAUAUAUAUAUAGUGUAUUUAACAUAAUAUUAAUUUUCACUUAUUCUCAAUUAGUCUUAAAUGCUUAUAGUUGAACAAUAAAGAGCUUCAGCUUCGUGCCCCCAUUUAAACAUGGCAGAAGAGGAUGAAGUAGAUUACAUGUCAGACACGUUUGUUACCGUUCCACAAGAAAAUGACAUUCGACCUGGGUUAGUUUUUAACCACUCAUUGAAGAGAAAGCAUGAGCUAGAAAAACAACAAAUUGAAAGUAAAAAAAUCAAUUUUCAAAAACCUAUAAAACAGCUAGAGGAAGAAAAUCGUUUAAAAGGACUUAGUAAUGCUCUUCCUGAAAAUAAUAAAGGCUUUGCUAUGUUGCAAAAGAUGGGGUACAAACCAGGGAUGAGCUUGGGAAAGAAAGGUAACAGAGUUUAA